Hibiscus syriacus is the source of this 949-nucleotide messenger RNA. Its product is annotated as ethylene-responsive transcription factor TINY-like. The record is from RefSeq and is a predicted model, not a curated record. Gene Ontology annotation, biological process: regulation of DNA-templated transcription. Gene Ontology annotation, molecular function: DNA-binding transcription factor activity; DNA binding. The transcript has a single exon. NCBI's taxonomy places the organism in Eukaryota, Viridiplantae, Streptophyta, Magnoliopsida, Malvales, Malvaceae. The coding region runs from base 160 to 945 and encodes 261 amino acids.
UUUCUCCUCAGAUCAAACCUCCCUCUCUCUCUACAACAAAAUCCCUUUAAGCUUUCUCACUGCUCUUUCUGUUCAUAAACUCGGCUGCUUCUUUUGCACAGUUAGCUGUUAGCAUUAUUGUAUUGAAUAAGAGAACUCUCCGAGCCAGAGAACCGAGCAAUGGGUGACUCGCUAAACUCGGAAACUGAGUCAAGCACUGUUAGCAACAGCUCGUUUACUCUAUCUCCGCCAUCACCGUGCUCUUAUGGAGGUAAAAGGGCAUCGGGUAGUACUGACCCGACACCCGAUUCGAAGAGGCAGAAGCGUAGUAAUAGUAGCAAUAGCAGGCAUCCGGUUUACCGUGGAGUACGAAUGCGGGCGUGGGGUAAAUGGGUAUCCGAAAUCCGAGAGCCCCGAAAGAAGAACCGGAUCUGGUUGGGCACCUUCUCGACUCCCGAAAUGGCGGCGCGUGCCCACGACGUGGCCGCCUUGAGCAUAAAAGGUGACUCGGCGAUUCUCAACUUCCCCGAACUCGCCGACUCGAUGCCCCGACCGGUUUCCAACUCGCCACGAGACGUCCAAGCCGCCGCGGCCAAAGCUGCUUCCGUGGAGUUCUCAAGUAAUACUAAUACUACUACUACUAGUGACAACAGCAAUAGAAGCGCCACUUCAUCUUCUUUGUCGCUGUCGUUAUCCGAUUCCACGUCGUCGUCUUCAUUGAAUGUGGACACACCGGAAGAGCUGAGCCAGAUAGUGGAGCUGCCGAGUCUUGGGACGAGCUACGAAUCGGCCCAGUCGGGGAACGAGUUCGUGUUCGUGGACGCGGUCGACGGCUGGUUUUUUAACUCUAGUGGCAUGCCUUGGUAUUACGAAGAAAGCUGUGGGUAUUUUGGGGAAGCGAUUUCAAUCCAAAUGCAAGAAAGCGAUAUUACAUCUGGUUUCGCCCCUUUACUAUGGGAUCACUAGAAAC